GUUUUCACUUUUCCUUUUUGGUCAUUGCAUCGGCGCUCACUAUGUGGGCAUGAGCGCAACAAUUUUAUUUCCUCUGUGAUCUUUGAUGCAGCUAGUUCGUUCACAAUAGCCAUGCGCCGUCUUAUUCACACAGUGCUCGUCGGGGCAUUGGUGCUCGUGGCCGCUUUCGGACAGGCUGAAACACGUGAAAGUCUCGAGCAGCAGCAGCAGCAGCAAUCUAGUACGUCUAACGACCAAUUACAGCCAGAUAGCAACGAGAAAUUCAAAACGGCUAAUUCGGCCGAGCUUCACGAAAAGGCCAUCGACACGCUCAUUUUGACGACAACCGAGGGCUUGUCGAUUUCGUCAGAAACGUCGGUCGAAAAGGAUUCACCUAAAACGAGUGAAAGAGUCAACGUGACGGCCAACGCCGAGGAACCGGACGACGUCUCCUUGGAAAUGGGUUCACUGGAUGGCAAGACAAAAGUGAUUGUUCCAGUUAGUAAGGAGACCGUUACAGUUGAGGCAAUUGCAGCGCAGCAGGCCGUCAAUGAAACGGCGUCCAGUGAUGAAGUGGAGACGACGACGACGACCCAGCAGGUGACAAUCGCCAAUCGGAACCCAAUCGCCAAUCGACUGCUGCAAAAUCGGUUGACUCGUUUGAGAACGACGACCGUCCGCAAUGUUGUUUCAACCUCGAAAGAUUCGGACGAAGAAAGCGAUUCGACCGGGAGAACAACAACUCGACCGGCGAAAAUUGCUGGCGUUCAGGCCCAGCAAAGCGAUUCGGGCAAACGUGUUUUCGGUAGAAUCCGAACGACGACAGUCAAAAGUCCGACGACAACAACCGCGCAAGAUUCCAAAGAAGAUGUUGUUGUCGCAACAACCAAGACCGUUCGCAAUUCCCCGUCCGACAACCGGUUCAGCCGCGUUCGUGCAACAACAGCAAAGACAACAACCGUUCGUGCAACAACAGCCAGGGCUAGCGAGUCUUCCGAACGAGAAGAUACGAUAAGUACAGCCCGGCCGACGACCGUCCGGAGUUCGCUAGUUAAUCGCUUCAGUCGGCUGAGAGCGACAACAACAACAGCCGCAACCACAAUUUUGAAAGACUCUGGCGAACAAGUGGAGAUUGUUACCCCGUCGCCGUCCACGACGACGCCUCGCAGUUUGCCCAGGAAUCGAUUCAACAGCUUCCGAGGUACGACGACGAGCAAACCCGUUGCGAGGGACUCUGACGAGCAAACGGAAAAAGUGAACGCCAUCCAGACGACGACGACGACGGCCCGCAAUUUCGUUCCGGGCAAUCGAUUCGCCCGUUUGCGGACGACAACAAUCGGCAGCACUUCAACUUCAAUUAAAACAAUCGCAAAUUCGGAUGAAGAAAUUGAGGUGACGACGAUGACGCCCAGGAGUUUGAGGCCGGCCAACCGAUUUAGCGGUCGGGUUCGAUCGACGACGACAGCUCGUACAACAACCGUCGCGAAGGAUUCGGAUGAAGUUGUUGAUUCCGGAAUUGUUUCGACGACGACAGUCCGGAGUUUAACAAGAGGAAACCGAUUCCGCUUUAGCGGCUUGAAACCUACAACCACUCCAACAACAACAACAACUCAAGUUUCGAAAAGUUCAGACGAACAAGACGAUCCAGUGAGCGGAAUCCAAACUACAACCGUUCGCAAUUCAAAUUUGAGAAACAAAUUCAUCCGGACGAAACCGGUUCGUGUCACAACCACCACAACGCCAAAAGAUUCCAGUGCAGAGGACGUGGACGAUAAAAACGGGACUCUUAAAUUGAAUUCGACAUCGGCGAGUAACCACACCCAAGUGACGACAAUCUCCGCUCUAUUAAUACCCAGCGACUCGGGCGAAGACGAUAAAUUCGUUAACGGAACGCUGCUGAUAACGACGACGGCGCGUAAUUUGGAUUCGGACGAGAAAAUCGACUCGGUUAUCAACAACAACGCCACUCAAGCGCCAGCCACCACAACUGGUUCUUCGAUUUUUCUGAAAUAUUUCAACCGCUACCGGACGACCAAGGCCAGCCAAGAUCAUUCCGGCAGCUCCGAUGAAGAAGGAGUCGAUCGAAUCAUCAACGAAACAAGUCCGACACCGCGUCCAAACGGUUUGAAUCGCCUCCACACGGCCGCAGCGUCGAUUCCUCCGGUGACUAACCUCACAGCCCCGGCCAGCCAGUCCUCGGAGACCUCCAACUUGGGCCGCAAAGACCGGGCGAUUAUUUACAGCUCAGCCAAAUCAGAUAAUCAACUGAUGACGUCGACCGUUUCAACCGCCCAGGUGGAAAUUCCUUCGACGACCUCGGCAGCAACAACAACAACAACAACGACCACAACAACAAACGGAUUUUACGCUUUUGGGAGUUCAGAUGAAAUGGACGAUACCUCCGAGGAUGAUGAUGAUGACGCAAGUCGCGCACCUUAUUUCGACCCCUAUUACGGCGUCCCGCUGAGAGAAACUCCGGCAGGUGUUCCCCCAUCGCCGCUGGAGGAAAAUUCACUGGAAGUCGACGACGUUUCUUCGGAAUUGGAAUUCAACAUCACUGCCAAGCCCGAUGACCACAGCUCCGAGGUGGCCAUGGCCGAGAUGGUUCCAACCAAGGUGAGUGACGUCCAGCAUGCUGUUUACCUGCACCCCAACAUGAACGACGACGACGUCUCCGUGGAGGUGAUUUUCAGCGUUGCCAGCAACCAGCCGUACCAGCAGGAUGUCCGAAAUCAAACGGGAAUGGCUCAGCAUGGCGUCCAUUUCGUUCCAGCAGAGUCCGAUGAGGGCAAUGAGGGCUCGGUUGAAGAGAAAGAAGGCUCGGGAGAUGUCCUAGAAGAGAAUAAUACCAACGGUCAAAACAGCACAACAACAGCCAUCCAGCAAGAGACUAAUCCGGUGAAGGACUCGGAUGAGGGCAAUGAAGCCUCAAUGGAGAAGGGAACAAAUGGCCAAGUGCCAGAGGAGAACAACAUGAGUGAAAGUAACACAACAAUGAAAGUUGAUGAGACCCCCCAGAAUUCGGAUGAAAACGACGAUAACUCUUCGCUGGAAAUCGACCUGAGCAAACUGACGGAUAUCCAGCGCAUUUUGACAGACAUCAAAACGGAAGAAGUGAUUUUAUCGCCGAGGGUUUCACCGGUAACUGUAACCGAGACGCCACAAUUUUUCACGGAUGCAAAACCCGUCGAAUUAAUUUUGGAAACUGAAAAUCUAACGACGACAAUCCCCCCAGUCCCAGUCACGGAGGCGAGAAGUCAAAACGAUAGUCUGAGUAGACAACCCGUCAGUAGCGAUGAAGUGACCAUGAAGCUGAAGGAACUUCUCGCCAAUCCGGUGGUCCAGCUGCGACUUGAAGCCAUCGACGGGCGUUUGAAGAGCACGAAAAGCGCCCGAGUCAAGCGUCUCAUCGAGAAAUACUUGGCAGCUCUGGCCAAGUUAUCCACCAGCGGCACCAGCGCAUCCGUCAGCAGCUUCUCCAUCUUCAUCCCAUUAUUAAUCACCUGCUUUCUGUUUGGGUUUUCGUGAACGUGAACACCUUCCUUUAUUGUGUCGAGCAACUAAUAUGCUCCCUGUAUAUUGCUGUCCAGUUUGAUCAUCAUUUUGUGUCCAACCCAUCAAAAGAUAAUCGUCGUAUCCGCAAAAACAUUUUGCUCAACAUCUCUCUCUAUUUUUAGCUAUUAUAAAAACGGUGUACCUUUAUCGGUCAGUGUAACCACCCACGCAAUCCCGCACCACACCCAUUGUUUCUCUCCCUCUCUCUAUAUUAUAACAGAAUUGCAUUCUCUUUCCUAUAUCCCCCCUCACGAAAGAAAAAGUGGAAAAAUACAGAUACGACAAUUCGCGCAUUUCGUCGAGGUUCAUUGACGAGUAAAAGCUCUCCACUAUACAUCCUUUCUCGUGUGACGAUCGGCUUUGUCAAGUCAUCAGCAGCGACAAUAGGUGUACGUGUGUACUGAUUUUCCCAAAUUGGUUUUCGAAAGUCAUUGCCGGCAGCGUAGUCGUUGGAAAGAAGAGAAUGUCUACUUGGCUAUGCGUGGACAAAUUUCUGUUUUUUGUUUUUCGUAUAAGGCAACGCCCAUCUAAAAAAGGAUGCGGUGUGUUUGCGAGAGAGCCAUUGUUUAAUAUCCACCCGGUAUCACGUUUAAAAGCUAUUGCGUGCAGCUUUUGAAUUUGGCCAUAGGGGAAUGUCUGUUUGAAAACAUCAGUUGUAUAACCAUAUUUUUCGUGAAGAAUAAUAAAAAAAGGUAAAAAGGCGCGGUGGUGUUGACUAAAAUAAUUUUCUUUUACGAUUUCCUCGCCCAGAAAAAUGGCAUUCUAAUGCGCCAUUAUAUACACAUCUAGCCGCGUUCUUUUAACAAGGUCUUUCUUGCUCUCGGAUGACGUACGUACGUACGUAACCUGUUUGAAAUUGUUUUAUUUUUUUGCCACGCAAUCCCCCGGUUGUCCUUGUUCGUUGGCUGUAAGCCUUUUUGACGUGUGAUGUGAGCAGACAGUGUGUUGCGCCCAGACUAAUGUGCACACCCCGAUUGUACCAAGGCCGACCGCUUUGAUUCGAAUUGAAUCCCUUUCACUUCCUCUUUCGCCGCGAUUGAUUAGAUGCGCUGUUGUUUACUUUUUUCCAUCGAAUUCUGAAAAUUCUAUUCUGAUCUAGAAAGGGGUGAUGCAACGAUAUGGUUCAGUCCGUUCACCGAGCUAACAUUUUUCGUUUACACUGGCGCAAUUCAAAUACCUGUCCGUAGGCGUGCCGGUAUAGAAUUUGGUUGCACAAACCCGGUUGUCUCUUUGGAUUUUCCAUAGCAAGGUUAUGAUGAAUCUCAAGAAGGAACUUUUUCUUUUUCGAAAAUAAAAAAAAAUGUUGAAUUUGAUUCAAAAGUUGGGCAAGAGCAGAAAAUAAUGACCUUGCAGGAAAGAUAUCCGUGGACCCCCCUCACUCUGUGUUUUAAUAUAGCCAGCGAAGGUUUUCCUGUUUUCUUUGCAGCUAAAUUGGCGCAUCAACAUUAUGUACGUGUACUACUACUAUAAGUCCGUCCGCCAGCAACCCAAGGAUCUUAUUUCAUCCGUGUUACUUCACCAGCUAGUUCGUUCCAUCAUGCGCCUCCAGUUUGACUUUAUGCUCCUCGGAGCAUUGGUGAUUGUGACCAUUUUGGAUGCGGCUGAUUCGUUCGUCACCAACGCCAAUUCGGCCGGGGAAGAUUCGCAACCACUGAUGACCGGAGAUUCAAACUUCGCCUACGCUGGAGCCGGAGUGGAAAAUGUCUAUUACCCACAGACGACCGGUGAUCAAAUUGUGAGCGAAUCUGCCAGCGCCGACAUGGGGACGACGUCAGUUUGGCCCGGAGAAGGAGCCAAUCAGUGGAAGACGACCGAUCAGGCUACAGGGAAUCCUAGCCAUCAACAGGUCGGCUUCUUCGAUGUGAUAAGAUCUCUGACAAACAUAUUUACUGGAUUAGUUGGACGAGCAAGCACACCCGAAACGCCAACGCCCAUCGACAGAGGAUAUUAUUACCAGCAUUCGGAAGAGGACACUACGGAUGAAGACUUUUACGAUGACAGAGUGAUGGCUCCCGUCACUGAUGUUCCCAUCGCUGUUCGGCUGGCGCGAGUGAAGCAAUUAGUUAACACUCGAUUGGCUCCUCGAUCGAAUCCAAACAUUUACGACGGCUAUCCUCAAUACCCGCCCGCCGUCAUGGAGGACCCGAGGCAAGCGCCCGCAUCUGCCCACCAAGAUGUUAUUCUAACGCCAGGCGAACAAGUUUCCGAAAGUUUUGGCUGCAACAGUAGAAUAUGCCUGUGGAAAAAGUGAAUGUUAUUUUUUUGCUUGCCGGAUAAUCAGUGUCAUAUGGAGCCGAAUGCUGAACACCAAGUAUAAAAUAGAAUAAAAUGAAAUUAUUCUACAAGAUAUCUUGACGACGGUUGGAAACGCAAAAUCGUAUCAUUGGGAAGAAUCAAAAUUAACUUUAUAUGUUUAAUUUCCAUACUUACAUUCAAUUACAUUUU
Messenger RNA from Daphnia pulicaria, 5979 nucleotides. Its product is annotated as mucin-22-like. The record is from RefSeq and is a predicted model, not a curated record. The transcript has 3 exons. NCBI's taxonomy places the organism in Eukaryota, Metazoa, Arthropoda, Branchiopoda, Diplostraca, Daphniidae. Bases 112 to 3507 code for a protein of 1131 amino acids.